CCGGCGGGCUGUACAGCGGCGGCGGCCACGGCCGGGCGCCCCGACGGGAGGGGCUCCGGGUCGUUCGGAGGCGGGCGGACCUCGGCGUCGCCGCCGCCGGCGGUGGCCCGAUGAAUCGGGGCACCAUGCCCCAGCCCGGAUCGUGGCCGGGCGCGAGCUGCGCCGAGAAGCCGGCGCGGGAGGCGGGGGCCGCGUCCCCGGGCCCCGCGAGAGCCGCGGCGCGGGAGGGCGGGAAGGCGGCGGCCGGCGGGCAGCCGCGGACCGCGGCGCGGUGCCCAGCCGAGCAUGAGGAGGACAUGUAUCGUGCCGCGGAUGAAAUAGAAAAGGACAAAGAAUUACUUAUACAUGAAAGAGGGUUAUCAGAAGCCAGAUUAAGUGUAGCUCCUGAAAUGGACAUCAUGGACUACUGCAAAAAAGAAUGGAGGGGAAAUACACAGAAAGCCACAUGUAUGAAAAAGGGCUACGAGGAGGUGUCGCAGAAGUUCACCUCCAUAAGGCGAGUCCGUGGAGAUAAUUACUGUGCGCUGAGGGCCACCCUGUUCCAGGCGAUGAGCCAGCCGGCGGCGCUGCCGUCCUGGCUGCAGGACCCGGAGCUCACGCUGUUACCGGAAAAACUCAUAAGCAAAUACAACUGGAUCAAGCAGUGGAAACUUGGGCUGAAAUUUGAGGGGAAGAGCGAGGACCUGGUUGACAGAAUUAAGGAGUCCCUCAUGCUGCUCAGGAAGAAGUGGGCAGGCCUGGCGGAACUAAGAAGUGCCGAAGCAAGGCAAAUAGCUUGUGAUGAACUGUUCACAAACGAGGAAGAGGAAUAUAGCCUCUAUGAAGCUGUAAAAUUUCUAAUGCUAAACAGAGCCAUUGAACUAUAUGAUGAUAAAGAGAAGGGAAAGGAAGUACCAUUUUUCUCUGUGCUUCUGUUUGCUCGGGACACAUCGAAUGAUCCUGGACAGCUGCUAAGGAACCAUCUAAACCAGGUGGGACACACUGGUGGCCUUGAACAGGUGGAAAUGUUCCUCCUGGCCUAUGCCGUGCGCCACACCAUUCGGGUGUACCGGCUCUCCAAGUACAGCACCGAAGAGUUCAUCACGGUCUACCCCACCGACCCGCCCCUGGACUGGCCGGUGGUGACCCUGAUUGCUGAGGACGAUCGGCACUACAACAUCCCCGUCAGAGUGUGCGAGGAGACGAGUCUGUGAGACACGCACCUGGACAGCCUGGCCCCACGGCCAAGGUGCACCGGCCGCUCCGUGCCGCGGCCCUCGGUCUCAGGAUGACCCGCAGGACCUGUUGGGGCCUGAGAGCCAUGCCGGCUGGGGCUGUUCUGAAGACAGCUUUUGAUAAUAAGAAUUAACUAAGUGUUUUCCCUCACCUUUGAUGCAACAUGUCUCACUGGGGGCCUUCAGAGUACUUCUUUUGGAAGGUACAGAUGACAUCUUCUCCAUGAUGCAGAUCUUUUGUACCACAGGAGAGGAGUAUGUUCUUUACGUCUCAAAAAUCAGACUCUCGAAUGUGAACUUGCCCUCAGUUUUUUCUUAAGAUGGUCAUUUUUUUGUUUUGGUGGCGACGGGCCUCUGGAGUGGCUGUCCUGUGCCGUGCGGCGUAAGUGGUGUAGCUCGAGGCGGAGCCCGCGGCUGGCGCAGCCACAGCACCCUCUGCCGGCCUUGCUGAGCAGUGGUUUGGACGUACGUGUUCAUUAAAGCCGUCCUAAGCAAACUGUCCCCUAGAAGAUUAAACACUGGGUCCAAAAAAGGUAUUUAAGGCUGGAGAAGGAGCCGCAGGAGGGAUGUGUGGCACAUCCCUCCUGACUCUGAGCGUGCGGCAGUGCCUGCGGGCACCGGGUCCGGUGCUUCGUGCACGGGGGGCGCUCUCGGCUGGGUGAGCUCUAGCGUCGGGCCGCUGAUUACCCUCCACUUCGCAGACGCACCAUUUUAUAGUCAGAACAGAGCUGAGAUCCAUCUGCCUUUUUAGAGCAGGAAACCGAGGCCAGCUGACGGCAGGCACUCGUCUGAGGUCAGGGGUGAGUGGGCGCCGGAUCUCGAUACCCCCGUGUGCCCUUUCCGGGGCAUGGUUUUGAGGCUGUUUCUGCUGCCAAAUUCGAGUGCCUGCCGGGAGCUGGGCAACGACAGCAAAGCCUCCGGCAGUUUUCAUGAGUGAGAUUCAGUAGAAGCAUGUACUAAAACCGUGUGCCGAAGUAUGGCUGCUGCGACUUGGUUUGGGAAGCCUCUGGGAGGCGGUGAUGCUUCUGGCCCUGAGCCAUAGCCUGCACUGAGGCCUGGGUGGCGACCGGGGUGGGGUCGGGCCUGGCUGCAGGCGGUGAGGGUCCGAGUUAUCCACACGGGGCGUGGGCUGUGCACCUUUGUACGUGGGACCAGACACCUCACGGUAGUGCUGUACCGGCAUUUGUGGAGGUAGUGUUACCUGAGGUACCGAGCUUUAUUUUAUAGAAAUUACAAACUCUAUUUGGUUCAAUUUAACAUAGUUAAUAAGCUAUCAAAUAUCUUUUGGGAGUGGCAAACCUUUGAAAAUUUAAGUUUUGCUUUAUACUUAAAAAUUAAAAUUCUCAUGAGAAAACUCAGAGGACACACAACUAUGCAGACUGUUACAUUAAGAGUUCCACAUUACUUCGUCAGUAACAUACACCACGUUUUCGUAAGUGUUUAUUCAUUAGAGUGUUUGAAUCAAGUUCUAUUCUGAGUGUGUGUGAAAGUGUUGGAGAGGCUUCGUGGUUUUCACUGUGAAAUGGAAUGGUGCCUUGAAUAAGGAGGUACCUAGAAGCCAAAUUAAAGUAACAAUAAUGACUUCUUA
Hyaena hyaena (striped hyena) is the source of this 2802-nucleotide messenger RNA. It is a transcript of the gene OTULIN, whose product is annotated as OTU deubiquitinase with linear linkage specificity. Gene Ontology annotation, biological process: protein linear deubiquitination. The transcript is spliced from 7 exons. Bases 111 to 1193 code for a protein of 360 amino acids. Gene Ontology annotation, molecular function: cysteine-type deubiquitinase activity. The record is from RefSeq and is a predicted model, not a curated record. NCBI's taxonomy places the organism in Eukaryota, Metazoa, Chordata, Mammalia, Carnivora, Hyaenidae.